AUGGACGCCGACGAAAACUCUAGACCUGCGAGUCGCGACUCCGAGUCGCGCCCCUCGACAGCCCACCGCGUCGGUGGUUCCUCCUCAUUCCUCGGCCCCGCUGAUUUCGACGACUCGACCGUAUCGCCAGUAAAAGGGGGGAACGAUAAGACAGACGAUGAUAUUCCUGGGCGGUCAGGCAAUGUGACACCCCUCCGACGAAACGACUACCCCUCGCUGCCGCCCGCAAACAAUGCCCCUGAGGUCAGCUUUGUUGAGGGUGCGACCUUUGACGACACCCGCCACGGCGACGAUCAUGCCGAAACUGCCGUCCGAGCCCAUCUUCAGGAUGUCGAGUCAAGCUUCAUGUCGCGCCUGUCGCCUCUCCCGACUGUGACAACCACAGGCGCCGACGACACUUAUCUGUUUGAUGGUGCCUCUUCCGGCCGAACCAAAUCACCAACAAAUCGACCCUUCGCCCCAAGAGCUCACACCGACAGCGGCCGGCCCGAAAACGAACUGCCUCAAUUGCGACCCAACAGUGUCCACACUGCCGAUGUCAGCAACACGACCUCUUCACUCGAAACUCUCUCUUCCUCCCCGACAGCCGCAGCAGCCCGGCGGACCGUGUCCCGCGCACUCUCGAGCCUCAGUAAUGACCCUCGACGCCAGACUUCUGCCAACCUCGCCCACAGCGCUGAAGCGACCGACGAUGACCAGUCCGGCGCUGACUUUUCCAUGUCGCAGUCUGACGCCUCAGGCGACCAGAGCACGGAUAGGGGCUCCGUAGAUGUCGGCAGUACCCCAGGGCAUGCACUUCGAUACGGUAAGCGGCCCAAGUACCUUCGCAGCCGCGGCACAAGCCAGCGUUCCUCGACAUCCUCAUUCGUCACGAACCCCGAGUCCCACGACGAUCUCGACAGCGAAGGCAUGGCGGGGCUCGAAAUUGACUAUGCUCUACAGUCGGGCGGUGCUACUGGGCCCAUCAUGUCUCGUACCAUGAGCAACAUACUCUCGCGCACCGUGAGCAUGGGAAGCAUGGUCUCGGGCAUGGGCAUAGAUGAUACUCCGGAGCCUGGCGCGACGCCUUUGGAGACGCUGGAGGAGGUCGAGCGAUCCCCACACAAUAGGCCCCUGAAUGAGGACCUCAUGAAGACGCCAAAGCCUUCCAAGGAAAAUCUUUCGGCGCCGACCGACACAGUGAUCGCACGUCACGUUAGGAACGUCCAUGUGCCUGAGUCCCUGGCCAAGGAGUACCGAAGUAAAAGCGGACUCACAACGCCACGAAAACCCUCCGACAUGACGCUUGUGGGUUCCGGCCGCUCAGGGAAGAACCUGACGCUCAAGGAACAGAGCAGUACCAUUGAACGUCUGUCCAAGGAGAAUUUUGAUCUCAAGCUCAAGGUCAUGUUUCUCAGUGACCGUCUUGAUAAGCUUUCCGAAGAGGGUGUUAAGGAGAUGAUCUCCGAGAACGUCGAGCUCAAGACGAGUCUUGCCGUCGUCACGCGGGACAAUAAAGCGCUUCGGAGACGCGUCAGAGAGCUAGAGAAGAAGCUCAAGGAAGACGAAGACCGUCCGAGUACGGCGCGGAGCGGCGCAUCAUCCAAUGACCAGACUGCCCACUUUUUUGACCACGAGGCGAACGAACGUGAAGAGGAGCUCAUCUACUUGCGAGAGCGCGUUGAGGACAUGUCUAAAGAGGCGGAGAAGCGCAAGUUGACUGAGGUGGUCAAGUCGCUCGGGGAACGCACUGGCGAGAAUCUCGGUCGACAGGAGGAGGCUGAUGUCUGGAAGGAUUUGCUGGAGCAGGAGACCGCCCGGCGCGAGCAGGCCGACGAGGACAACAAACGCAUGCGUGAUGAAAUCUUCCGCCUGAAGCAGGAGAUGACUUCUUCUCAUGGAGGGAGUGGUGGCGAAGAAUCGACAGGUAUCCCCGAGCCGCCCGAUAUCCGCCUCUCGGGCGAUUUGGACUCGAACACCAAUGGUGGGUUCAGCAGCACGGCGCCAACAUUGGUUGAGGAGUUGCGUCGUGAGAGCGAGCAGCUGCGACACGAAAAUGCCGAAUUGCGACGCGAAGUUGGCGCUCAGACGUCCAUGCUCACGUCCAGGAAUCGCGAGAAGGAGCGUUUGUACCAAGAAAUCGAGGACCUCAAAAUCGCCCAACGCCGCGGCGGACCCGCCCUGUCGGCAGUUGACAGCUUGCUUGAGCGGUCAGCGUCCCGGGCUGGCGGCCAUCAUCGGUCCAUGUCACGCACUAGCAUUUCAAGGACGCAAAUCACCGAAGCCGACGAAGCCGAGAGGGAGCAGCUCGAAAACGACCUCUCGGAAGCUCGUGAUCGAAUCAACGAGGUCAAAUUGCACAACCAGGAACUGCAGAGGGAGCUCGACGGCUGCAUGGAAGACUUUGAAACGGCAGUUGACGCCAAACAGCAAGCCGAAGAGGCUGCAACGGCUCUGCAAGAAGAUCUAGAAACAGCUAUGGCCGAUCUUGUUGCACUGCAGGCCGAGCGCGAUGAAGCCCUCCGAGAACAAGCGGACAUGGAAGCCGAGUUUGAGGCACUCCGGAAAGAAGCCCAAGAAGAAAUUGACGCGCUCGAGAAUGAAGCCGAUCAAAAAGGAGAGGAGAUGCAGCGACUGCAGUUGGACCUCAGCAUUCGGUCCUGA
Molecule: messenger RNA, 2643 nt
Organism: Verticillium alfalfae VaMs.102
Lineage: Eukaryota; Fungi; Ascomycota; Sordariomycetes; Glomerellales; Plectosphaerellaceae
Product: anucleate primary sterigmata protein B
Exons: 3
Coding region: 1-2643 (880 amino acids)
Cellular component (GO): microtubule organizing center
Source: RefSeq, a predicted model, not a curated record